UAACAUCCUCCGGUAGGGAAACUAGAUGGACGGUUCUGAAUGACAUAUCCUCUGCCACGUGUACCAUAUUUGGUGCCAAGGGCUGUACCGUAUUACUGCCUUUUCAUACGCAGCAUUAUAUUAGCAAAAGCCAGACUUUUUCUUUUAUAAGAGAAAGGAAACCAAGAUCCAAGGAGGGGGAGAAGGAAAAGGAAAAACAUCACAAAAUCGGUUCUUGUUAAUUCCCUUGAGGUUCCUGUCAUGGCAUCUAACUUGUCUACAAAGAGCAAUGAAACAAGGAAAGCCGAUGGUGAGAAGGAGACACGGGUCCAGGCGGUGGAUUACCACUCAUCGGCGGUCCAGGGCCAAAUGGAGAGGCAGAGGGACGUGGAGGUGAUUCAUCAGCUUCAUCCAUCUGAUGGAAAUUCGGGGCAAGGUGGGGCGUUGGCCGGAGCCACAGCGGCGGUAGUGAAUUCGAUUCAAUCGGCCAAAGAUGCUAUCUCUGGCAAUGCAAGUGAGAGUAAGAAGACAUGAUGCUGAUGUAGUGCAAUGCAAUGUGGUGAUUUGAAUUCUGAUUGGGGAUAGUGGAUUUCCUUUCUUGGCAUUUUGAUAGUAAUCCAUCUAUUAUGUUAA
This is a messenger RNA of Magnolia sinica, 612 nucleotides long. RefSeq lists its product as uncharacterized. The record is from RefSeq and is a predicted model, not a curated record. Lineage: Eukaryota; Viridiplantae; Streptophyta; Magnoliopsida; Magnoliales; Magnoliaceae. The transcript has 2 exons. The coding region runs from base 241 to 513 and encodes 90 amino acids.